AUGUUUAUUUAACAAUGUUAUUGGAUGAUAUGUCAAUAUGAUUUUAUCAUUCAAAUCAUAUAUUUAUAUUUUGAUUUAUGAUAAGAUUGUUUUUUUAAUUUAACUCUUUGUUGAAAUAACAGCGCUGUGUUACUCGCGGAUUGUCAGCGACACCAAAUUAUUUUGUUUUUUAUUAUUGUGAUUUUUUAAAGAUCAAAUCAAUAAAGAAUCAUUGAGAUUGAUUAAUUAUUAACAAGAGAAAUAAAUUUAUUACAGUUGUGCUUUUGUUGUUGUUAAAGCAAGUCAAGUUAUUUAUUUUUAAUUUUUAUUUCUUUUAUCAAUAAUUUUUAUAUUGAGUAAAACAAUGAUUAUUUUAUCAUUUGGUAUAUUUUUAUUUUUUUUAACUGGAACAUGUUAUGGAAAUAUGAUCCAGUGUAAAGAUGAAACAGGAAAUAAUGUCGAUUGGUUUGUUAUGUAUAAAAUUCCAAAAAUAGCAGAAAGUGCUAAUCCAGUUAUACGAAAAGGUGUGGCAUAUAUGUUUAUGACAAAUAAUACCGUUAACGAUGGUUGGCAAUUAUCAAAAAGAGAUAUUUCAUCAGUAGAUUCAAUACCAGGAAAAACACUUGAGUCUUUGUACAAUGAUAAAGUUGCUGAAAAACUUGCCUGGUUAGUAUACAAUGAUCAGCCACCAAAUACAAAUUCUUCUCAUUCAAAAUAUGGACAUGCAAAAGGUGUUAUUAUGACAAAUGAAAAUCAAGGAUUUUGGCUAAUUCAUAGUGUACCAAGUUUUCCAUCAAUGCCUCGAACAGGUACUGAAAAAAAAAAAAAAAAUAAUACCAAAGAAAUUAUUCAAGAUUGUGAAAACAAAAAAAAAAAUACAACUGAUGAUUUACCAAUUGGUGAAUAUUCAUAUCCAAAUUCAGGAAAAGUAUAUGGACAAAGUUUUUUAUGUAUAUCUAUUAAUUCAAGUGAAAUUAAUUUCAUUGCAAAUCAAUUAAUAUAUAAUCAAAUAAUAACAUACAAACAUAAUAUUCCUGAUAAAUUAAAAGAAAAAUUUACGAGUUUAUUAAAUGUAACAACACGUCCAAAAAUUAAAAGACCACCUUAUAAUAAUAAGGGUGUAUUUGAAUCAACAGAAGGUGUCAAAUUUACAUCAUUUGCUAAAACAGAUAAAUGGCAAAAAGAUUUAUAUGAUGAUUUUGUUGCACCACAAUUACAAGUUGAUAUGCUCGCUGAAACAUGGCUAAAUGGCAGAGGAAAAUUACCCUCUGAGUGCAAUGGAACACAAGUACUUAAUGUUCAAUCCAUCAUAUUGAAUUCAGCCAAUGUGGAAUUCAAAAGCUCACGGGAUCAUUCAAAGUGGGCUGUUGCUAUGAAAAAUAUAAAAAAUAAAAGCUGGAUCUGCAUUGGUGACAUAAAUAGAGCUGAUACACAAUUCAAUCGUGGUGGUGGAACUGUCUGUUUAAACUCAUUGAAUUUAUGGAAAAAUUAUCGUGACUCAGUGAAUGACGUUGAAUCAUGUCCUAGAAAAAAAACUGGUUUUAUCAAAUCCAUCAAAAAGUGGUUCUCCAAAACAAUCGGAUAAAAUAAAAAUAAAAAAAAAAAACACAUAGUAUAAUUAAUUAAAAAAUUCAAGUAAAUAUUUUUUAUUUUUUGUAUUUAUUUUUUGUUAAAAAUUUUUCUUUUCAAUUAGAAGGAAUUAAAUUGUUUUUUUUUUUUUAUCGACAAAUCAAUUUGAUCGAGGAAGACUGAACUUAUUUUCUUGUAUUUAUUAUAAAUUAUUAAAUUUUUUUAUUUUCUUCUGUUUUUUUUUUUGGCACAAUACCUGGUGACCGAAAUUUUAAACCAAACUCAGUAAUGUUUUGUCUGGUUUUUUUCGUUUGUAUUUAUUAUUAUUCUAAUUUCUUUGUUUGUUUUUUUUUUUCGUAUUUAUUUUUCAUUACGGCACUCGGUGAUAUUGAAUUACCUUCUAUUGAAUUUAAUUUUUUAUUAUGUCGAGUUGAAAUUAAAAUUUAUAAAUUAU
Messenger RNA from Aphidius gifuensis, 2002 nucleotides. It is a transcript of the gene DNaseII, whose product is annotated as plancitoxin-1. Gene Ontology annotation, biological process: apoptotic DNA fragmentation. Lineage: Eukaryota; Metazoa; Arthropoda; Insecta; Hymenoptera; Braconidae. The record is from RefSeq and is a predicted model, not a curated record. The transcript has 6 exons. Gene Ontology annotation, molecular function: deoxyribonuclease II activity. Bases 344 to 1564 code for a protein of 406 amino acids.